Cylicocyclus nassatus is the source of this 351-nucleotide messenger RNA. Lineage: Eukaryota; Metazoa; Nematoda; Chromadorea; Rhabditida; Strongylidae. The record is from the annotation of a GenBank genome assembly.
AUGUCCGAAGCCAUGAAAACAUUAGGUAUAGUGGAGGACUGGAGAGAGUUUGUAAGGGUGGCUGAGAGAAACAGGGAGAUUCUGGCACAAGCACGCAAUAUGCUAAAUACUGAUGUGCUUCAGGUGACGGCAGCCAUUCAAGAAAUAAAAAGAAGGGAGGUAACGGAAAAAGUCAAGCAGGCCCCAGCAGUACAAUCCAAGGCGACUGGAGCGCUGUUCGAACAAAACUUGAACAACUUUGUGUCGGGAUCACCCAGUUCAAGGGACAGGGACGUGGAACUAAGAGAUCCGUUUGUUCCCGUUCGAUCAAGCAGUCAAAUGAAUACGGAUCUAACUGAACCAGGAAAAUAA